This is a messenger RNA of Nerophis ophidion (straightnose pipefish), 3200 nucleotides long. RefSeq names its product kinesin family member 23 (gene kif23). The record is from RefSeq and is a predicted model, not a curated record. Gene Ontology annotation, cellular component: kinesin complex; microtubule; nucleus. NCBI's taxonomy places the organism in Eukaryota, Metazoa, Chordata, Actinopteri, Syngnathiformes, Syngnathidae. Bases 113 to 2779 code for a protein of 888 amino acids. Gene Ontology annotation, biological process: microtubule-based movement. The transcript is spliced from 23 exons. Gene Ontology annotation, molecular function: microtubule motor activity; ATP binding; ATP hydrolysis activity.
CAAAAACUAAUUGCUGUGAUUGGCUGACACUGGCGCAUUUUGAAUACGUCCUUUAGUUUGAACGCAGGCGAGGGAGGAGUGAAAAUCGUUAAAACAGAACGUACGAGCCAAAAUGAACAGGCAAGCGAAAGGCAGAAGACCGCAUCGACCACCUUACAAAAAAACGUCUAGCAAGGAAAAAGACCCGGUCGGGGUUUACUGCCGUGUGCGACCUCUCGGGACAGAAAAUGAGGAAUGUUGCAUUGAGGUGAUCAGCAGCACCACCAUUCAACUGCAUGCACCUGAAGGCUUUAAAACAAACCGCAACGGCGAGUACAAAGAGACACAGUACUCUUUCAAGAAAGUAUUUGGAGUAUUAGUAUCUCAACCAGAGCUGUUUGAGAGUGUUGCCAGACCUCUGGUUGAUGACCUCAUCCAUGGAAAAAACGGUCUACUCUUUACGUAUGGAGUAACAGGAAGUGGGAAGACAUUCACCAUGACGGGCUCACCUGGCAUGGGUGGACUUCUGCCUCGCUGCCUUGACAUGAUCUUCAACAGCAUUGGGCCCUACCAGGCCAAGAGAUAUGUUUUCAAGACCGAUGAUAAAAAUGGCAUAGAGGUACAGAAUGAAGUCGAUGCCCUGCUGGAGCGCCAACGGAGGGAAAAUGUUUGCAUUCCAAAAACAGCCUCAUCCAGACAGAAGCUUGAUCCUGAAAUGGCUGAUAUGAUUACGUCGGAGGAGGCCUGUAGAGCUGAGGGGUUGGACGAGGACAGCAGCUACAGUAUCUUUGUGUCCUACAUUGAAAUCUACAACAACUACAUCUAUGAUCUUCUCGAGGAAAAUCAAGAGGAUGCAAUCAGGCCAAAGUGGAAUGGUGGUGGUACACCUGUGCGCCAGAAUACUGAGUUCAUGCCACCUCAGUCUAGACUUCUCAGAGAGGAUCAGAACCACAACAUGUACGUUGCUGGUUGCAUGGAGGUUGAAGUCAAGUCUGCUGAGGAGGCUUUUCAGGUGUUUUGGCGAGGACAGAAGAAGAGAAAGGUGGCCAAUACACGACUAAAUCGAGAAUCCAGUCGCUCCCACAGCGUGUUCAUUAUCAAACUGGCCCAGGCCCCUCUAGAUGCGGAUGGUGACACCAUCUUACAGAACCAGAUGGCUGUCAGUCAGCUGUGUCUGGUAGACCUGGCAGGAAGUGAGAGAACAGGCAGGACAGGGGCGGAGGGCACUCGUAUUCGUGAAGCAGGAAACAUCAAUCAGUCUCUGCUGAAUCUGCGGACGUGUAUAGAGAUCCUACGAGAGAACCAGAUGUGUGGCACAAACCGGAUGGUUCCCUACAGAGACUCCAAAAUCACACAUCUUUUCAAAAACUACUUUGACGGAGAAGGAAAAGUCAAAAUGAUUGUCUGCGUCAACCCAAAAGCGGAUGACUACGAAGAAACUUUGCUGGUGAUGCGCUUCGCAGAGAUGACCCAGGAAGUGGAAGUAGCUCGACCAGUGGACAGACCCAUCUGUGGGUUCACGCCAGGCCGCCGCCAUAGAAACGUGGCCUUCAAAGAUGAGCUGUCUCGCAAGUUGGAGGAGCGUGGUGGUCCAAUAUACAGAGAUGUACCUGUUGUAUUAAGCCCAGCGAUACACAGCUUGCCUCCAAUCCCGUCUUCCGAGGUUACAGAUGCCCACGAUGAUGUCACCCUGCCCAGGCUGAUUGAAGUUCUACAGAACAGAGCCAGGAUUAGACAGAUCAUAUUAGAGGACUACAACAGAGCAGCCAACAUGAUCAAGUCUAGGUUCCAUGAGCUUGACAGCAAUGCUAAUUCCAAAGAGAGUUACAUUCAUGAACAGAACAGCAAGCUCUUGGAGAAAGAUAACAUUAUCCAAAACAACAAGGCAGAGCUUGAGCGACUGGAGAAAAAAACAAGGAUGCUUGAACACAAGAUUGACAUCCUUCAGAAAACGACAAAGAUCUAUGAGGACGACAAACGUUGCCUACAGCACGAGCUGGAAACGAGAGAGCAAAGGUUGCAGAGAGAGCUGUCUGAGAAGAGACGCAUGGAGGAGCGCAUGCAGGGGGCCGUCACAGACACACAGUACAAGUGGGAAAAAAAAUGUGAGCGACGUGUGAAUGCAGUACAGCAGCAGUUGCAGAACAAACUAUGGGUGAAGGACGAGCAGCUGAAGCAGGUUAUAGCCAUCGUGACCGAAAACAACAAACCAGGCCGCCCUGAGCCUCCACCCCGUCAGACGCAACCUCAGAGGCCUUCCAGAGAGGAGCGCCUUCCCAUCCCUGCAAAGAGAUCCGCCUCACCCUCUGCUGUUCCGACGUCAACACCGGUUCGUCCCCUGCACCGGCGUUCCCGCUCAGCUGGCGGUGAGAAGUGGGUGGACCACAAGCCCUCCUCCAGCCUGGACUUGGGAACGGUGCUGCAACCCGUAAUACAUAACGCCAUCCAAGUGUCAGCCCCCAAUGAGAAAGUGCUGUCCAAGUGUGAUCGCUACGUGUUAACGCACCAGGAGAUCGCCUCCGACGGAGAGAUACAGACCAAACUUGUUAAGGGUGACGUGUUGAAGACAAGAGGAGGAGGACAAUCUGUCCAAUUCACUGACAUUGAGAUACUUAAACAGCAGCUCACCACAGUUCCAGGCCGCAAGAGGAGGUCUUCAGAAGGCACGAGCGGAGACAAUCAAAAUGGCGCUGUGACUGACGUGGAGACAAGGUGCUCUGUGGCUAUGGAGAUGAGGGCCGGUGCCAACUUGGGACCUAGCUUGGGACAUCAUUGCAUCACCAAACGCAGAAAACCCUGAACACAAUGGGCACUCCCACAAAUGAUCACUCUUCUCUUUUCUGAUAUAUCUGCAAAUCCUCUUCACAUGACUGUUGUGCAAUAGUCCAAACUUUUUUUUAUUAUCUUGCUACAAUAUUUAAACAUUGUUGUUGCUUUUAUAUAUGCAAAUGUGUACACACUUCUCACGCCAAAGCUGUUCAUGAAAAUAUUUAAUGUGGUGUUUAAGAUAUCUGGGUCAGUACAGUAUUUGUGUAAUUUAGAUGUAAACAUGCUAUUCGUGUGUAUUGUUCUGCAAUAUAGUGUACCACAUAUGUACUGUAUUUUUUAUUUUUAUAUUGCUGAAGUAGUUCGAUAAAAAAAACUAUUUACACAGCCACUGAUUAAUCAAACACUCCAGUUGUCACCAAUUGUGUACUUGGGAAUAAAAUUCCUUGAACGCA